Molecule: messenger RNA, 2280 nt
Organism: Dermatophagoides pteronyssinus (European house dust mite)
Lineage: Eukaryota; Metazoa; Arthropoda; Arachnida; Sarcoptiformes; Pyroglyphidae
Product: rho GTPase-activating protein 7-like
Biological process (GO): regulation of Rho protein signal transduction; signal transduction; actin cytoskeleton organization
Molecular function (GO): GTPase activator activity
Source: RefSeq, a predicted model, not a curated record
ACUGGCUGUUUUUUGUUAUUUAUUUGCGUUUAUGUUUAUUAUCAUCAAAUUGAUGAUAAUAUGAUUACAUAACACAUACUAAAUGAGUAGUAGUAGUUGAUUAAUUAGCAAAAAUUAAAAUAAUAAUAAAAAACACAAAGAUUGAUUUAUUUUUCUUCACGUGAAAUUCGAUUUGGCUGUGAUAAAAAAAAAUCUUGAAAACUUUUUGGUGGCAAACAAUCAGAAAAACAAAAACGAUGGAUACCGACAACAACGACGAAGAUAAUGAUGUUUAUAAACGUGCAUUAGAAAGUAUCAAACAAAUUGAAAAUGAAAUUCUUUUCAUGUUGGAUCAAUCGAAUCUUAAUACUGAUGAUGAUGAUGAUAAUAAUUUAAAACAACGUUUGGCUAAUGCAAAUCUUAAUUCAUAUUGUGAUAUUUUAUUGGAAAAAGUUAAUAAUGAAAUUUUAUGGACCAAUAAUUUACUGGAACAUCAACAUAAUGAUGAUCUUACCAUAAAAACAAACAUUGAAAAUAAUAACAGUAUUAACAAAUCAACAGAACAAUUUCCAUCCAAAACCCAAACAACGACCAAAACGAUAAUUGAACAACAACAAAGAUCUCAAAUUUUGAAUGAACAAAAUAUUAAUCUUAAUGGUGGUACCAUACCAUCUACGUUGAAACAUUCCAUUAUCAAUAAUGAUCAAAUCGUAACGAAUGGUGGUAACCAGAACAAACAAAACUCUGAACAACAACAACAACAUUAUCAUCGAAAUGAUGAUCAUCAACAAAUCUUCAAUAAUAAUAAUAAUAAUGAUAAAUUUAAUUGGAUUUCGGAUAAAAAACAUUCAUUUAUUAAUGGAUCAUCAUCAUCAACAUCAACAUCACGAUCAUCAUCAACAUCUAGCCAUGGACAAAUUGUAAAUAAUAAUAAUAAUAAUUUGGAUAAACAUCGUUAUAGUUUUUAUGAUAAUUCAGAAAAAUUACCUGUUUAUCUUGUACAUUCAUCCGAAUUGGAUGAAUUAAUAUCGAAUCAUUCACCAACGUCAACAACAAAUGAAUUACCUGUAAUGAAUGAUUUUAUUCAAUUACAAUUACAAAAUAAUGGUCGAAUUCUACCGGAUUCAAUUGAAAAUGCAAUAAUUUAUCUGCUAAAAUUCGGUAGAAAUUCUUUAGGAAUAUUUCGAAAAUCUGGUGUUAAAUCACGUAUUCAAAUUCUAAGGGAAAAAAUUCAACAACAAGAAAUAAAUUUCGAAAUAACUGGUGAAUCUGUUUAUGAUGUUGCUGAUUUAUUGAAACAAUGGUUAAGAGAUUUACGACCACAUUUAUUAACAAAUGAAUUAAUAGAUAUGUUUAUAAUGGCUAAAAAAUCUAAAAAUAAUCAUCAAUUUGAAUUUUAUCUAUGGCAUCUGGAUGAUUGUCAUCGUUAUUUAUUAUUCAUAAUACUUAAAUUUUUAUCAUUAAUUGCGGCAAAUUCUUCAACAAAUCAAAUGACAAUACAAAAUCUGGCCAUAUGUUUUGCACCAUCCUUGUGUAAUGGUGAAAAUGAAAAACAAAUUAAUCGUGGACAAAAAUGUUUACAAUAUUGUAUUGAAAAUUAUGAAUCAUUAUUUUAUUUGAAUAUUAUCAAUGGUAAACGAUAUCAACGACAAUUAUCAUCAACAACAACAACAUCUUCGACAACUUCGACCACAUCGAAAACAACAUUGAAUCAUGAACAUACAUCGGUUAUUAUUAUCAAUGCUAGUCCCGAUGAUAUUCUUGCACGUUUAUUAUAUGAAAGAAAUAUGAUUGAUAAACUUAUAUCACGUUGGACAAUUGUUGAUCACGAUCCAGAACAAAAUAGUGAUCAUUUUGAAUUUGAUUUGCAAUUUAGUUGUCUGUUACCGACAAAAACAUUUAAUUUAAAACGUAAAUGGUCAAAUUCAAUUGAACAACCUGGUGGUUUUAGACUUUUGGAACAAGGUGAUUCAAUACAAUCCAAUUGGAUUAUGGUACCAAACGGAAAAGGACAAACAUUAGUUAAACAUGAUAUUUCAAUGGAAUUACGUGGUCUAUCAUCGAAAUGGUAUCGUCAUAUUUUUCCUACUAUACAUGAUCAACAACUUAAACGUUUAGCAUCAUCAUUUACGAUAAUUCCUAUGAAUGGAACACGUAUUUCGGAAGUUUAAUUAAUUAAUCAAUCAAUCAAUUUUUUUACUAAAUCAUUUCUUCAGGCAAACUUGGAAGCAAUAUUAAUUGAUCUAAUCAUCGUCAACAACAAUUUUUUUUUUAAAUCAAAAAUCAUCAUUCAAAGAUCAC